AUGAGUGAUCAGAGUACAUCUACUAUGUCGCUGGAACAUUUACCAGUUGAAAUUUUGGCUGAAAUCUUUACUUUCUUGUCAUCUUCCGAGCUGUGUAAAACCUUUUCUAAUCUUAACUCUCGUAUCAAUUCAAUCAUUCAGUCGAUGAUCACUGUGAGUCAUGUGGUGAAAUAUGAUGACACCGAUGCGAUUAACUAUCUACAUUGUUUUCCUGCCUCAAUUGUUCGCCUAGUUCUUAUUCAUGCUAAAACGGUUGAUUUCACCUCUUUGAUCAAUCUACGUUCGCUUACACUAAAAUAUGGUACACUUGCUCAAUUCAACGAUAUUCGCCCGCAACACUUUCCCAAGCUGGAAACUUUACAUCUUUAUGCUGUAUUUCAUACUCCUGACCAGAGUAACGGACGAACAGUAAAUGAUUUGUUCCAAGUAAUACUUUCAAAUGGUUUUCCUCAACUUCGAACAUGUACAGCAGUUCGUCUCGGAGAUUUUGAAUACAAUGAAACCUGGACUGGCUCACCUACUCUUUGCCAUCUGCAUCUAAAUAUGAAAACGGCUGACGAUCAUCAAAAACUUCUGCUUUUGUGCCCCAAUCUGAAAUCAUUCACAGGUGCUGGCUCUACAUUGAUUAAUCUGUUAAAAAAAACUGGCGGCUUACGUCAAAGACGUCUACAAGUUGAACUUAAGAAAAUUGAACAACUAGAAGCUGAAAACAAAUUUAUACUCGAUUGUUUUCCAGGGUUUUCUUUACGUUGUGGCGAGCCCCUUCCACGUUUCAACGGUACAGCAGCAACGACGCGGCGUCAUGCAAAGGACGCCAUUGUAAUUCAAGGCCGAAUCUUACCACAAACUGAGCCGUACUGUCAUGCGUCAUUUCUAAUCGAAAUUACACUCUCAUCAACAUAUCCCUUCCAGUGUCCUAAAACAGUCUUCUGCGACCCUAUCUAUCAUCCAGACAUUGACAACGAUGGGUAUUCGUGUUGUUGUUUUCAACAUUCAUUGCCUGGCGAAAGCUGGGGACCAUCUGUGACUCUUGCGACCCUGAUUGAAGCUGUCACUCGUACUAUUGACACAAUUCCCAGUUAUAGUCGAUCUUUGAAUCAUGCGCUUGCUGAUGAAUUUAAAAAUAAUCCUCAAGAAUUUUAUGAUAAGGCAUUGAAUUCUACGUUAGCGUAUGGGCGACCGCGUUAUUAA
Messenger RNA from Adineta ricciae, 1191 nucleotides. The record is from the annotation of a GenBank genome assembly. NCBI's taxonomy places the organism in Eukaryota, Metazoa, Rotifera, Eurotatoria, Adinetida, Adinetidae.